AUGAAAAUGGGUAGAAUCGUCAGUGGUCAUAAAUCUCAAGAUAGUCCUAAUACGAAUAUGUUGAAAAGUUCAGAGUCUAUGAAUAAAUGGAAAAUCCCACAUUAUUAUAAAAGAUUCUCAAAUAACAGUCCUAACCAUCACCAUUCAUCAUCAUCAUCAUCAUCUUCUUCUUCUUUUUCUGCCACUACUAGUACUACUACCAAUAACAAUAAUCACAUACAAGAUGGUUCCUUCUAUAAAAUUGGUAAUGUACCGAACAUGCAAUCUCCUUCUGCUCUAGGUAUUAUAAAUAGUCCUAAAAGAAUAGUGUUGGAAAGUCGACCUAGAAACAAAUCCGUUUCUUCAGUGUCUUCAACUAAUUCAGUCAAGAAAUAUUCAAAGAAGAAAAACAAAAAUGAUAUGGUAUUUGUUAACUAUACUGUGCAAGACACUGCAGAUAAUAAAAAUGCUUUGCAGCAACUAACACCGUCACAAUCAGCAACUGAGGCAUUUAAGAACGAAACUGUAUCUCCCAUAAUAAAUGAAUUCCCACAACAGUCCCAACAACAACAACAACCUUUUCCGAUAUCACAAAAAUUAUAUAGAAAACGAAUGUUAAAAAUUUUUGGCUCUUCCAAACAUCAAAAAUCAGUACCGAUUUUACAUCAUAAUACUACUGAUGAAGCAUCUGUAGCUUUAGAAAGAUCUUUAUCAGGUUCUAAUCUCUACAAUUCCAACGGUAUUGGUAAAAAAUCUUAUAAUGCAUUUCUUAAAUAUGAUAAUUUAAACUAUCAUAAUAAUGACAAUACUACAGCUGUCAAUACAACAAAUACUACUAUUAAUUACAAUAAUAAUAACAACAGUAAUAACAAUAAUAAGGUUUCAAUUAGUGAGAAUACAUCAACUUUAAAUGAAAUAGAUAUUUCUAAUAUGGAAUAUGUUCCAAAAUCUAAAAAUGAUCCAACUUUAGCUCAACCACCCACAACUUGUAAAUCAAAACUGAUCCUGAAUAGCAUGAAUAAUAUGACACAAUAUAUCAAUCGUAAAUAUAAUCAAAGCAGUACUACCACUAAAAAUAGCAACAACAACAGUAAUACCAAUACCAAUAAUAGUGUAAACAAUACCUUUACAAACAAUAGUAACAAUAACAACAAUAUCUACAAUAAUCGUAAUAACAUUAUAAGUAGAUCGAUAUCUGUUAAUGAAGGUUUGAAAAUCACACCUAAUGGAUUAGGACAAGUUAUUCCACAGUAUAUUGAGCAAAAAAGUUCAGACCCUAAAGCUGUAGAAGACAACGAUGCCUCUGUUGCAUUUAGUAAACUGAUUUCUAAAAAAAGAACAGAUAUAAAUACCUCUCCAAAACCUUUAAUUCCGCCACCUAUUUCAGGUAUUGAUAACACGGUCUCAAGUACAAACAACAUGAGUGGAAUAACCAUAUCUAAACCUCAUAGUCAAAGAACCGCGAGUGUCACAUCUCUUCCCUCAAACAAUUCAAGAUAUUCACCACUACGAACACAAUCUCCUGCAAGGCCUAGAUCGUCCACAAGGGGUUCCUCAAUGCAUCGGCUAUCUCGUGAUGUUAGUACAAUAUAUAGUCCCAACACUCUAUCACAUGAUGUUAACCCAUUACUAGAAACUGAUACAUUUCUGGAUUCUCAAUUCCCUACUGCCAGUAAUACUCUAAACAGUGUCUCAAAACGUGUGUCUGUUUUAUCUUCAGGUAGUUCGACAAAUGCCAACAAAAUAGGUCAUAGAAGAAAACAGGAGUCAAUAUCAGAUAAUUAUAAAUUUAUUUCCACUUUUAGUAACGGAACUUAUAGUCGUAGCACAUCCACAACAUCAGUCACCACACCAAACACCACUUUAAAUACAAAUUCUCAAACUGCCAUGACUUCAUCAGGUUUGUUAUUGACACCACCAUAUGUAACUCCCUCAUUGACACAACCACCAAAUUCCUUAUCUACAGUGUCUACACCUAGUGGUAUUGAAUUGUAUAACCUAAAUGCUAUUAAUAGUUCUUCAAGGCAAACAGCUUAUACCAACCAUUUUCAACAGGGGAAACAAUCAAAUGAUAUCAGUGAUGCAUUAACAGAUUUUGCUGAAUCAUUACCAUUGGUUAAGACACUAUCAAAAGAACCAACAAACGCCAAUAUGAACAAUAAUAUGAAUUUACUAAAUUCUUCCAACAAUAACGAACCAAAUUUUGUUUCUAAAAAUAAUUACAACGGUACCUACAAAACCACGGAUAAUAAUGAGAAUUUUCAUAAUGAUAGAGAGAAUGGAGAAUCUUCAAAUGUAUCGAGAACUGAUGCAUUUUCCUAUUUUACUGAUAGUAACGCUAAUAGUAGUGGUGCAGAAUCUGUUAUGGCCAAUAUAUUAUCUACUACUUCCACAACCACUACCAAUUCCAUACCUCAGAAUUUUCUUAUCAAUGACAACAAGACUACUGCUCAUCUACUUUCCAGAGAUAUAUGCAAUAACAAUUUAUUCCAUACGAUUAAUAAUCUAAAUGAAGAUCAUAAUUACAAACAUAAUAAUAUUAAAGAAUCUAUGGCAGAAUCAAUCAGCACCAAUAAUAAUAAUAAUAAUAAUAAUAAUAAUAAUAAUAGUGGCAGUGCUAGUCAUCAUAAUUUUAAUGAGACGGGAAUAAAUGAUGAACAAUUAUUAGAACAACUGUAUCUUGAAUUUAAUUUUGAAAAUCCAGAUGCUUUCUUACAAGAACAUGAUAAAGAUAAUUCAAUAAAUAAAAACAAGGAUAAAAACCUUAGUAUGACAAAAGAUCCUAACCAAGAUGUGAAAAUCCAAGCUAUGAACCAUAAUGGCAAUGAACAAAUAUUUAUACACCAAAUGGAUUCCACAGCAACGUCAGUUGAGAAUUUUUCUACAACUUCUGUUUCUUCUACUGUACUUAAAGCACCAAACAAUAACACUAGUACAAAUAGUGUCACAAACCUCACAAUAAACAACGAUCUCAACGCUACAUCAUUACUUGUAUCUCCAAACCAUAACAACAAAAACAUAAAUUUAGUGCAUGACGAGUCAAAUAUUCAAAACUCCCAAUUAUAUGAGAACAAUUUGAUUGCUAAUGAAUUUAAUGAUUUAAUUCCAAUGACUAACAAUUUUGGUAAUGAUAAUAUGAAUGAUUUUAAUAGUUUGCCUAUGAAUCACCAAGAUAUUGAUAGAUUGACCAAUUAUUUUUUUGAUAAUAUGCAAAAUAGAACCACUUGA
This is a messenger RNA of Arxiozyma heterogenica, 3207 nucleotides long. RefSeq names its product Bck2p (gene BCK2). Lineage: Eukaryota; Fungi; Ascomycota; Saccharomycetes; Saccharomycetales; Saccharomycetaceae. The coding region runs from base 1 to 3207 and encodes 1068 amino acids. The record is from RefSeq and is a predicted model, not a curated record. The transcript has a single exon.